Gordionus sp. m RMFG-2023 is the source of this 3880-nucleotide messenger RNA. RefSeq names its product ATP-dependent DNA/RNA helicase DHX36-like. Bases 292 to 3771 code for a protein of 1159 amino acids. Gene Ontology annotation, cellular component: intracellular anatomical structure; nucleus. Gene Ontology annotation, molecular function: ATP binding; RNA binding; helicase activity. The transcript is spliced from 16 exons. The record is from RefSeq and is a predicted model, not a curated record. Lineage: Eukaryota; Metazoa; Nematomorpha; Gordioida; Chordodea; Parachordodidae.
GUUUUUUUUUACCUAGUGUAGUUAUAUUGGCCUAACCAUGCCGUUUUUUAAAAAUAAACUAGACCCAAAUCCUUUAUUAACUUAGCUAGUCAAAAAGUUGUUUUGAAGGAGGAACUGAUUGUAAAUAAUGCUGACCCAUCAGGCCAUCUUAAAUGCAAAUUUGUAAACUUAUUCGACAAAGUUACUAAACGACUAGGGCCUCGGCAUAAGCCUAUUCUUCGUUCCUCUCAGUUUAACAAUAACAAGGGCCCAACUUGGAAAAGUACUCUCAUAAUUAAAUGGCCUAAAGAAAUGAUUUUCGAAUCCUUUGCAAAGCGAAAGAUUCUAGCCGAGCGAUUCAAUGUCACCCAAGCAAUGAAGGCUCUCAAGGAACUUAAAAUCUUGGAUGAUUCCUACGAUGUAACGAAUAUCCUGGACGAAAGCACGAAGGUGAAAGCAAACAAUGUGGAUCAGAGAAUUUUGAGGGAAUUGGAGAGGAUGAACCCGCCUUCAGAAAUUUGUAUCGAAAAUGCUGAACUAGAACGGCGCAUAGACGCACUAAUAGCCAAGUUCGAGAAGCUAGAGCCGUAUUUAUUGGAAAGGUCUAAAUUAUUCAUGGCUUCUAGCCACGAGCUGGCUAUAAAAUCACCUCAGAGCUCCAAUAAUUUUGAAAGUAUCUUGGGCGAAGAGGAAAUCAGCUUGGAGGAUAGCUUAUCAUAUUCCUUGCUUUCAUCUCCGCCUACUCCUGGCAAUUUAAACGAUAAUAUAAACCGCCAAAUCGAAAAUUUUGAUGUCAAAGAUAUUAUCUGGGGUCGAAAACUGUACCAUCCUAACGAAGCUCAAAAAGAUUACUUAAACAAAAAAGCCCAGAGCGAAUUUAUCGCCUCGAGAAAAACUCAGAAUCUCAAUAAUAAUCCACAAAUGAACAACGCGCGAAAAAAUUUGCCCAUAUACGCGAAACGCUCUGAAAUUCUUGAAACUCUCGAACGCGAUAAAGUUUUGAUCGUAACGGGUGAUACGGGAUCAGGGAAGUCCACUCAGAUUCCGCAAUACAUACGUGAGCGCAUGAUGGAAAUCGGGAAAAUUUCCGAUUGCAGUAUUAUAGUCACUCAACCCAGGCGUAUGAGUUGUAUAGCCCUGGCGGAUAGGGUGGCCCAUGAGAUGGGUGAAACUUCUAUGGGCGGCGUUAAUUCUAGGAAAAAGUCUACAAGAAAUCUUGAGGGUCUCCAAUCUGAUCAAGACCAGAUCGAACGGGAUUACGGUUUUCAAAACAUCGGAUUUCAAGUCAGGCUUUACCAAUCUCUACCAAGAUAUAACGGGUUUUUAACCGAUAACAACGGUGCAAUAGGCCCCAUUCUCUUUUGCACUGCCGGGAUAUUGUUGAGAAAGUUGCAAAAUAACCCCAAUUUGAUGGGCGUAAGUCACGUUAUAGUGGACGAAAUUCACGAGCACGAUGUUCUCACCGACUUUCUCCUAGCCGUACUCAAAAGGGUUCGCAGAAACAAUCCGUCUAUUUCCAUUGUCCUUAUGAGCGCCACUAUGGACGCUAUUAAAUUUUCCAAAUAUCUAGAUUCAUGUCCUAUUAUCAAUGUACAGGGUAGGAUGUUUCCAGUGAUAUCCUAUUUUUUACCCGAGAUUCAAGAACUAAUUACCGAUAAAAAAGGAGCCAUGAACCAAAAUAUUAUGAAGCCUUCAAAGCCUUUGCCAUUCAAUGAUCUUACUACUACCACGCUAAAAUUCGAAUCGGAACAAAUCGAUUCAUUACUGGUAGAUAUAAAUCCAAUCUCAAAAUCGGAAUUGAUAGGAGAAUUUUCGGAGGCGGAGACAUUCAGAAAUAAAAUGCAAACUCCUAAAUUGGAUAUAAAAUUAACGGUAGAUACUAUCAAUUACAUCCACAAAUCGCAACCCCUAGAAGGCGCUAUCCUCGUUUUUUUGCCGGGUUGGCAGGAAAUCAGGAAGGUCAAAGAGGAAUUAGAAAAAUUAGAUGGAAACUUAACCAGGAACGAGCCCCGCAUGGUUAUAUUACCGGUUCAUUCCAGUUUGCCCCAAGAAGAACAAUCUAGAGUGUUCCUCCAAAUCAACAAUGAAAACAGAAACAACUCCUCUAAACUUAGAAAAGUUAUACUGUCGACAAAUAUAACCGAAACCUCUCUGACCAUAAAUGAUGUCGCUUAUGUAGUGGAUACUGGAUUGGCCAAAGAACACAAGUACAAUACCGACACGGGUAUAUCAUACCUCGACCUAGUUUGGGCCUCAAAAUCAAAUAUCAAACAAAGGGCUGGAAGAGCUGGUCGUACGUCAGCCGGUAAAUGCUUUCACUUAUAUCCUCUGGAAACAUUUGAGCGAUUCUCGUCUUACCCGCAGCCAGAGAUUUUGAGAAUUCCCUUAGAAACGAUAGUGCUCGAAACGAAAUUGCUUUGUUCCAAUUACCAUUACAAAAAUAGCGAAAAACCAGCAGAAAGUGUUGAAGAUUUUCUAUCUUCUCUCAUCAUACCUCCCACUUCUGUUGGGAUUCAUAUGGCUAUAGAUGUGUUGACGAGGGAGCUAGGAUUUUUGGACCAAAAUGAAAAUUUAACCAAUCUUGGCCGUCGUUUGAUAGGCAUCAAUUGUCACCCCAGACUUUCUCUGGCCUUAGCCAAAGCCGCAUUUUUAGGUUAUACCGAUCAAGUUAUAUCGAUGGCUGCCGCCAUGUCCCAUAAUCGAUCCCUGCUUAUUUCAUCCAAUUCUUCUUCCAAUAAUAGAAUUGAUACCGGUAAUUUUGGAAACAAAGACCUGAUCACCCUGAAGAAGAUCAAGGAAAAAUACGCCUUAACUAAUGGGAGCGAUCAUUUGGCGCAUCUAAAUAUUUAUCUAAAAUGGAGAGAAGCCUUGGAGACCGGUUCGGCCUACAGAAUCCUUUUCGAAGAGGAAAACGGCAUAGAUUCGAAAAACGUUAAAUUCAUUCAUUCUAUCAGAAAUCAGCUCAUAUCAGAGGCUAAGAAGGCGGGGAUUAUCGACGAAAAAAUUUACAGAGACCUCAGGAGAGGUGAAGUUCACCAUCGUCACGUGCAGGGGUAUCGACAACAAACAACCUUGCGGCCCGAUGAUUACAAAAUGUUGAAGGGUAUUUUAGCUUCCAGCUUUUAUCCAAACGUAGCAAAAGUGGUCUAUGGGGAUGUGAGGAGGGGUAAACUAGUCAAGGAUUCUAUCCGUCUGAUGGCCAAAAAAUAUAUUCCUUCCAACACUAAUAAUGAGAACGACGAUCAAGUACCCAGCAAUAUUGGCAGUGAUAUAUUUGACGACCAAGAAAAUAUUGUCGUACCAUCGGGGGAAUCCCUUUGUUCCGACAAGAAAAACUAUGACACCGAUUGGAUAACUUAUUUGAAUAUUUUAAAACUUCCCAAUCGCCAAAAUGUAUCUUUAUGCCGAGACGUUUCGACUUUUCACCCCGCUGCCUUAGUCCUUAUGAAUGCUGGCUCUAGUUGCGAUAUACAAAGGACCAAAGACCAUAGCGUUCGUAGAGAAAAUUCGUUGAAAGAAAACAUGUCACCAUCCAUAAUCCUAGAAUCGGAUCCACUCCUAACUUUCUCUGUCCGAGAUAACGUCACGGCCGAACGCAUUUUAACGCUUAGGCGCGUUUUUUCUAGCCUUUUUUCAGCUUACGUAUCCCAUGGGCAUGAAACUUUCUUUCGGGUCUUUCCAGAUUCAAGUAAUAUUCCGGAUUUGGAAGAAAAUUCUUUAAAUGUUUCGUCGGAAAUAUCGGAGAUUUAUCAAGGCAUGAAAGACAUUUUCAAAAGAAUUAUGAAUGCGUGAUAGUUUUUGCGAAAUAUGGGAGUUGUAGGAUAUCAUAAAAACUUAUAUUUAUAUUUGUUAGCGGUAAUAUGUUAUUUUUUCAACUUUAAAUGAGUGCUUUUUUUUUAUU